AUAUUCUAUCAUUGUAAGGGUUUACAAUGUGAGAUUUGGGGUUAAAUUAUGAUCAGUAAGAUGUGAUGAUUCUAUAUAAAUAUAGGAUAUCACCCUGACUGAUCUUUGAAUGUUUAACCAGAAGAAUUUAGGAUUCUUCGCUUAUUCAGGGACUAUGAACACACUUCGAAUUAAUUCAGACAGAGUCAAGGAUAUAAUUAAAAUAAACUUAAUUUUCUAGACUAAUUAUAUACAUGACAAGCUAUGAACACCUUUAUGUGAUGGAUGGAUAUAAGUGGAUGGAAUGUGAUGUACGAUGAUGGAAUGGUGUGUGAUGUUUAUCAGAACCUUGAAUCUGGAAGAAACUGAGUUCUGGGUGUGAAAGAAUUUGGUCUGCUGCAAACUAGAAGUUGGUUAUUAAUAAAACAACAUCAGACACCAGUUUGAAGGUCUACCAUACCCUUGUAUGAGUUGUUCCCGGCGGUCCGAAAGUUUGUAGUCAGAGUGGUGAGGCCACCGGACGUCAAGGCCACGAUCCUCAGAGAUUAGUAGCUUCCUCUGAGUUCAAGCUUCCCCGGCCAUGGGAUACAACCCAGGUCUGCAGAUUAGAUGUCCAAGAUGGAUGUCUGAGAGUUGCAGUAGCUCUGAAAAGAGCUGUUGUAUGUAAUCACUUGCAGCGUCGUGGCAAGGUUUUGACUUAAGGUCAAAGAGAUGUUUCAAAAAGGCUUCUUUCCCGAUUUGGCCGAAUCGAGGCGUCAGCUAGAAUCUGAGUUAAUCGGGAAGUAAAUUCUGUUUUAUUACCACCAUGUAAUGAUUCUGGCGUGUUUGAUUACGUUUACCAAACAUCCCUCAGAACCACACCUUCGUCAGAUACAAAAUGUUCUUGUUCUGUGGGUAAAGAAUCUUUAAACGUUAUGUGAUGUGACGUUAACCAUAAUUUAUAUCUUAUGAACAUUGUGUAUGAGUGCAGAUAGUGAAUAACUUGUUAAAUCAAACAGUACUGAUCAAAUUAUGUAAAUGGAUCAUUGUGAUGAUAAUAUUCAUAUCAUAUCAACCAUAUGUUUAUUUAAUGAUUAUUUAACUUAUGAGUUGUAAAAGUUCUUCUUUCAUGAGAGUGUGCAAUCCAGCAGUCUGAGAUAAGAGGAAAGAUUGAAGACCUUGGGAGUUAUCUUGUGUAACCAGCAGAGUCUGGACUUUAGGAGACAGGAGAGAAAAUCCAUCCAGAUAGUGGAUUUGUUCUGCAGUUGAUGUUGGUCAAACAUAUUGGUGAAAACUGACCAUUUAUGGACGCUACAUCAUCUUAUCUGAAUGUAAUGAAGUUGACUUUAAUAAAAAAAAAAACGAUCAGAAACACUAAUUUCCGGGGUUCAGCCGGAAGUGAGGUCCGCUGUACUGUUAGCAAGGCGCUGCCGCCAGAGGGCGCUACUUUUUUAUUGAACAGUCGGAUGUUGUAAAUAGUGGACGCGUUUCGAUUUUCAGCGUUUUACUCCGCAGUUUGCUCAGCUGUGAAGUAGCUUUAUUCAUUAACACGGUGCGAGCUUUACUCAGGGUUUCCAUGGACACACAUGGACCACUGACGCUGAAACCAUGCGCCACCACUGGCUGCUGCUCGGGGCUUGCGGCUGGGUCCUCCUCAUCCUGGUGUUUGUGACCAAGUUCAUGAGCCUCAGAAGUGUAGAAGAUUAUGGAGAAAGAUUGGGUCAGGGUUCGACAAUGUUGGUCACCAAAGCGGUGAAGCAAAUUCCAGCUUUAAGCCAAGAAAAACGAGCUUCGGCUCCAUCGCAUCAGGCCUUGAUGGUUCCCACAGCAUCAGACUGGCAGGCCGUUGCUGAUAAGCGACUGGAUUUGUUGUCAGCUGUGUGUAAAAACAGCAGCCUGAGGAAUUUAACUCAUGUUUCUAUAAACAAGUUUGUCCUGGAUCGUAUUUUUGUGUGCGACAAGCACAAGAUCUUAUUCUGCCAAACGCCUAAAGUGGGCAACACGCAGUGGAAGAAGGUUCUCAUUGUGCUUAAUGGAGCUUUCGCCAGCGUGGAGGAGAUCCCGGAGAACCUCGUCCAUAACCAUGAGAAUAACGGCCUGCCGCGCCUCUCCUCGUUUACUCCACAGGAAGUAACUCGCAGAUUAAACUCCUACUUUAAGUUUUUCAUCGUGCGAGACCCCUUUGAGCGGCUCAUCUCUGCCUUCAAGGACAAGUUUGUGAAGAACCCUCGCUUCGAACCGUGGUACAAGCACGACAUUGCUCCAGCUAUCGUCCGCAAAUAUCGCAAGAGCCACAGAGAAAGCAACCUCUCGGCCUCCGGGCUACACUUUGAGGACUUUGUGCGUUACCUCGGUGACGCAGAAGGUCGCCAACACAUGGACCGGCAGUUCGGCGAGCACAUCAUCCACUGGGUGACUUACGCUGAGCUGUGCGCGCCGUGCGAGAUCCACUAUAGCGCGGUGGGACACCACGAGACUUUAGAGCAGGAUGCCCCCUACAUCCUCAAAGCCGCAGGGAUUGACCAACUAGUGUCGUAUCCGUCCAUUCCUCUGGGAAUAACGCGCUACAACAGGACCAAGGUGGAGCACUACUUCUCUGGCAUCAGCAGGCGGGACGUCAGGCGCCUCCUCACACGUUACCAGGGCGACUUCCUCAUGUUUGGCUACCCAAACCCAGACUUUCUGCUCGGUUAGAAUAUUUCACAACGAUAUGAAAGCGUAUUUUCACAUGAAGCAUGUGGGUUAGUGGCGUUUUUGUCUGAAUCUGACAGAUCUGAAUGACUGCUAUGUAGUAGGUCACACUUCUGCACUUUUUUUGUACUUUUCUUACUGAUGCUGAAGGAAAAUACUCAAUAUUUACCCUCCUGUAUUUAUUCUGUUCAUCUCAGAGGCGUCCUCUAUUAUUCUAGGAACCAGGCCCAUGAUCUUGUCUGGUGUAGCUAUCAUAUUGCACUGAAUGGACCACCUGUUACAGUAUGAAUUAAACAUUGUCCAUGGGUAUGAUUUAGAAACUAAAUUAGCGUUUCAUGUUUUUUUGACUCACUAAAGGAACGUCGGUCUCGGCUGCAGCUGCGAAACGCCGACUGUAGCUUCUGGUUCUUCCGUUAUUAAAAAAACUGAAGAUGCUAUUGAUGGAAAGAGGUGAUUUUCUACCAGAAGUGUUUGUUGUAAAUUGUCAUAACGUUUAUAUAUUAAAUGUUGCUAUUUAUAAUAACUUGGGGACAAGAUGGCUGUUACACCUAAAGACAAAUAAAAUAAAUGUUAACGA
This is a messenger RNA of Nothobranchius furzeri (turquoise killifish), 3226 nucleotides long. It is a transcript of the gene chst10, whose product is annotated as carbohydrate sulfotransferase 10. Gene Ontology annotation, molecular function: sulfotransferase activity. Gene Ontology annotation, biological process: carbohydrate biosynthetic process; proteoglycan biosynthetic process. Lineage: Eukaryota; Metazoa; Chordata; Actinopteri; Cyprinodontiformes; Nothobranchiidae. Gene Ontology annotation, cellular component: membrane. The record is from RefSeq and is a predicted model, not a curated record.